Salarias fasciatus (jewelled blenny) is the source of this 3301-nucleotide messenger RNA. RefSeq names its product notum, palmitoleoyl-protein carboxylesterase a (gene notum1a). The record is from RefSeq and is a predicted model, not a curated record. Gene Ontology annotation, biological process: protein depalmitoleylation; negative regulation of canonical Wnt signaling pathway. Gene Ontology annotation, molecular function: palmitoleyl hydrolase activity. The transcript is spliced from 11 exons. Bases 210 to 1703 code for a protein of 497 amino acids. Lineage: Eukaryota; Metazoa; Chordata; Actinopteri; Blenniiformes; Blenniidae.
UGCGCUUGGUCCAGACGCAAAUCCCCGAUAGGUGGGCAACGAGUUGCGGGCGCAGCCGGUGGUGAAGUUCCAACAGAAGUAUCAACGUGACUGUGGCUGAUCGGACAGGACUUUUGAUUUUAGUGUAAAGUUGGAGAGUUUGCGUCUUUAAACACCUUUUUUUUUAACCCCCUCGAGAGUAUCUUACAUUUAAGAAAAACGGACGUUCAAUGUCUAAGAUGCCAGCGGUCAGGCUUGCUUCCUCCUCCCUGCUGCUCCUGGUGCUGAUGCAGUCCGGAGCGCUCUGCGCGCGGAGGUUCCGGGGUGGCCGCAACCCUCAGCCGCGGCGCGCGCCGCCUCCCCCCACGUACCGGGGCGACACCACCGAGAGCUUCCCGCUGGACUUCACCGCGGUGGAGGAGAACAUGGAUAACUUCAUGACACAAGUGAAGAACCUGGCGCAGUCCCUGUACCCGUGCUCGGCGCAGAAGCUCGACUACGACAUGAAGCUGAACUUUUUAGAGAACACGUCUGUCACCUGCAACGACGGGAGCUCCGCGGGGUACUACUUAAAAGAAUCUCGAGGCAGCAGACGGUGGUUGAUAUUCCUAGAGGGCGGCUGGUAUUGCUUCAACAAGGAGAACUGCGACAGCCGAUAUGACACCAUGAGGAGAUUGAUGAGCUCCUCCAAGUGGCCCCAGACGAAAACAGGCACUGGGAUCCUGUCUCCACUGCCUGAGGAAAACCCUCACUGGUGGAACGCCAACAUGGUGUUUAUUCCCUACUGCUCCAGUGACGUGUGGAGCGGCGCUGCAGCCAAAACGGAGCAGAGUGGUUAUGCCUUCAUGGGCUCACUGAUAAUUCAAGAGGUAGUGAAAGACUUGCUCAGCAAAGGUCUGGACACGGCCAAGGUCCUCCUGUUAGCAGGAAGCAGUGCGGGUGGCACCGGGGUGCUGCUGAACGUGGAUCGUGUGGCAGACCUGCUGGAGGGUCUGGGACAUACUGGGAUACAAGUGCGAGGGCUUUCCGACUCGGGCUGGUUCCUGGACAACAAGCAGUACCACUGCACGGACUGCGUGGACGCUGUCGGCUUCGCCCCCACCGAGACCAUCAAGAGAGGCAUCAAGUAUUGGGGAGGAAUGGUACCAGAGAAGUGCAAACAAAUUCAUGAAGGAGAAGAAUGGAACUGCUUCUUUGGUUACAGAGUUUUCCCAUCGAUAAAAAGCCCGGUGUUCGUGGUGCAGUGGCUGUUCGACGAGGCCCAGCUGACAGUGGACAACAUCCAGCUGACUGGGCAGCCCGUGCAGGAAGGCCAGUGGCGCUACAUCCAGAACCUGGGCAUUGAGCUGAGGAACACGCUCAAAGAUGUCCCGGCUAUGUUUGCUCCGGCAUGUCUGUCGCAUGAAGUUAUCACCAGGAACUAUUGGAUCGACGUGCAGGUCAAAGGCACCUCCUUGCCCCGGGCGCUGCACUGCUGGGACCGCAGCCUCCACGACAACAGGAACAACAAGGCCCCGCCCAAAGGCUGCCCCGUGCACCUGAUCGACAGCUGCCCGUGGCCCCACUGCAACCCCACCUGCCCCACCAUCCGGGACCAGUUCACCGGACAGGAGAUGAGCGUCAUUCAGUUCCUCAUGCACAUGGGCUUCGACGUGCAGAAGAUGGCCCAGCAGCAGGGCAUGGACCCCAGCAAGCUACUGGGCAUGCUCAGCAGCGGCAGCUAAAUUUAAAAGAAAGAAAGCAAGAAAGAAAGAAAGGACAAAGUAAAUCAAAGUCUCUCCAAGCUAAAACCGAGCAGAGCUGACUCUGCAUGCCUGAUACCUCUAACUACCAACCCCGCGAGACGACUCAGUGUAACUAUAGCCUAUUCCUGUCUGACCUCCUCUUUACUUUAGUUUAAACCUCAGUCAACACAGGGACUUCACAUUUCUGUCCCUUUUCUUCAUAACCGGUGACAAGUACAGGGGAAAACCUGCCAUCAUAGCAAAAACACAACUCUCUGCUAUUCUCCUUUAAAAUUACUCUUUUGCUUUGUGAAAGAAAAAACGUAAUAUCGCGAAUGAAUGUAAUCCAGUUUUAAGGAUGCUCAUUGAUGUUUCGUUUGGUUAUUUUCAUACCUCGGCAUAAAUUAGGAAAAAACAACCAAAAAACAAAUCCACAAUGGAGUAAAGUUGCUGUCUUUUUUUCUAAGUAGUCAAUAUACAUUAUACUAUUAAGGUGCAAUUUUGUAGAGACUGUGUUGUGAUUGAUCCUGCAGACGGCUCAACACAAACAGGCAGAAACCGACAAAUCGAGUAAAGAGAAAAGCACUGGAUCAGGAGGGAAUCUUUUGAUAUUUUCUACAAACUAAAGUAAAGAACAAUAGAGAAACAGCUGACACUCAAAACUCUCAUCAACUAGCAUAUAAGAGACAAGGCCAGCUGGAAUAAAACACUGUUAACUUAGUUAAGCUACUGAAGACACUAACAAAUGUCCACCUUUAGUCCUUGCUAAUAAGAAUAGCUAAAAACAAAUUCGAAACAAAACAGCGAUAGAAGACGAAUAGCAUGUCUAAUACUGACUGUGUUGGAGUCUAAUUGGUGAGUUUUAAUGUCUGUGAAGAUGCUCACGAUGCCCAGUUUAGUUGUAUUUUAAUAACUGAGUGCGGUGCUACAGUGGACUUUGGAAUGCUUUAUCAAAAAACACAAACACACACACACACACACACACACUCAAACACACACACACACACACCACAGUGCCAAUACUCCCAGUCUAUACCUCUCCUUCUUCAAGGCCACGUUAUCGUCAGAUGACUGUUGAAACCCGACUGGAGGGUUCUUCAUCAUAUCAGAUCUGUUAGGUCACCUCAGUAGUUCAGCAAUCCUCAAACCAAUGCAAUGAACAUUUAAAGGGAGACAAAUAUUGUGCUUUGUAUAUUUUUUUUUUGAGUAUUUGUAUAGGUUCUUUCGAGUGUUUCACUAUUGUAACUCCCUUCUUAUAUUUUAUAAUAGAGAUCACUUUUUAAUAUAAUGACAAUGUUGUAUGUAAUGAUGUCUUUAUAAAUGAUGUUUUUAAAGGACCUCUAUUUCGCAUCACAUCAGAAAAGGAAAAGUAUUACUAAUUGUAAUUUUAUUCUGUAACAUAUUUUUUAACAGAAAAAAAAAACUCAAGCUACAUUGGUAAUUUACAUAUUUAUUUUGUUAUGUAAAUCAUAUUUAUAAGUGCUAUUUUCACAGAGAAGUGAUUCUUUGUAAAUUGUAAAUACAUUGCUGUUUUAAUUCUCUUUGUGUUAAUUGCAUGUAUUUGUAUCAGAUCCAGAAGUAAAGACACAUUACAAGUA